AUGAAAAUCAAAAAGGACGUCAAGGAACUGUUUUCAAAAACGCCAGCAGAUAUCUGCGUGCCCAGAGAUUAUGACGGGUCGCUUCAGAACGUUGCUAUCGUCAUUCUGGGCCCAGAAGCAACACCCUACUAUGGAGGAGCGUGGCAGAUGGUCAUCAAGGUACCCUCAGAUUACCCCCAGUCUGCUCCAAAGGCUUUCUUCAAAACUCGAAUCUUUCAUCCAAAUGUCCAGCCCUCCACCGGCGAGGUCUGCGUCGACACACUCAAACGAGACUGGACCCCGACAACUUCUCUGUGCGACAUCCUCGUCACCAUCAGAUGUCUCCUAGUACACCCCAACCCUGAGUCGGCGCUCAACGAAGAGGCCGGAAAGCUGCUUCUAGAGGACUACGCUGCCUUCUCUCGAACAGCUCGUCUCAUGACUAAUGUCCAUGCUCUCAACAGAAGCGACUACGUCAAGGAAGAACAAACUGAGCCUCCAGCAUCGGCAGUAUCCAGCACAAAAAGAACCCAACACUCAUCUUCGCCUGAUGAAGAUGUGCAGACACCCAUGGACGGCUCCAUUUCUGCAUCGCAACUCGAAAUUCAGCUUGCACCAAAACCAGCCAAGAAACCAAAACGGAAAACCGGCCUCAAACGGCUCUAA
Molecule: messenger RNA, 645 nt
Organism: Yarrowia lipolytica CLIB122
Lineage: Eukaryota; Fungi; Ascomycota; Dipodascomycetes; Dipodascales
Source: RefSeq, a predicted model, not a curated record